Messenger RNA from Westerdykella ornata, 393 nucleotides. RefSeq lists its product as uncharacterized. Bases 184 to 393 code for a protein of 69 amino acids. The record is from RefSeq and is a predicted model, not a curated record. Lineage: Eukaryota; Fungi; Ascomycota; Dothideomycetes; Pleosporales; Sporormiaceae. The transcript is spliced from 2 exons. Gene Ontology annotation, biological process: protein secretion.
CAUCAUUUGAAUUCUAUACAUACAUAUAACGAUCGCCAGACCGGCUGGACAUUGCGCGCAUUCUGUACCUACAGGCCCGAUUCAGUAUACCGCUGCGAUUGAGAAAUUCGUCCGUUUUGGCAGCAUUGCAACAGAUCAUCGAGCACUGCACCACACCGGCAGAGCAUACACAUAAUACACGCAAUGGCGUACCAAUACAUCAUCUCCAAAACCAUCGACCCCCUCUUCGCCAUCUCCAUCGGUCUCGCCGCCGCCGUGAACCGCAUACAUCGUGAAGAAAAGGACGCUGGGAGGACGGUCGGGCAGAGCGUUGAGGUGUUGAAGCGGAGGGUGGGGAUUGCGUGGGAGGGUGGGUGGAGGGGGUUUGGGGCGGAGAGGGAGGGGGAGAGGUAG